CUGUGCUGUUUCUCGUCACAAUACAUCUGGGUCUGCUGUCACUGCUGCCUCUGGAUGAGCUAGACCCAGUUGCCAGGACUAAUUUGGUCUGUGUGUUCAAUGGGCUCUGGGUACCUCUUGAGACGCCUUCUUUUUUUUUUUUCUGAAUAAUGUAAUUGUUCUAAUCUGCUAAAAAAGAAGGCCAUCUGAAAAAGCCAAGAGCAGAGAAUGCCACUCUUCUUUUUUCUUCCCCUGUCUCGUCUAGAGUAGUUGACUUCCGUAACAUUUCUUUCCAACAGCCGCUUUCAGCUUCCUGCGUCUGCCGUGUUUCCACCUGUGGAUGGGGCAGAAGUUAGGCUGUGGCAUCUGGAGGAGGCCAGCUUUAACACAGGAUUUAUCCUGAAGAAAAUACUUGCAGAGGAAAAAGAAACGAUAUUUGACUCACCGAGGAAUUAAAACUGACAGCACCACAGAGCUGUGUGGGAGAAAAGAGGAUUUUAGACUCAAGUGACUCAAUCAAGUCUUGAGAAGUAAAGAGAUUUGGAUGAUUUCUCACCAAAUGGAGGUUAUCUAGAAAGCCUCUGAGGCUGCUGUACCUCUGUGUCUCACUCCCGCUGCACAGAGACAGUGCUUUUGGCCCCGGACACGAAUAAAAUGCUGGAUUCAGUCAAGUGUGUCCUGGUGGGAGACUCUGCAGUGGGAAAAACAUCUCUCUUGGUACGUUUCACUUCCGAGACUUUUCCAGAUGACUACAGACCCACUGUGUAUGAAAACACCGGAGUGGACGUCUUCAUGGAUGGUGUACAGAUCAGCCUAGGUCUUUGGGACACGUCUGGCAGUGAUGCUUUCAAAGGCAUUCGCCCCCUGUCAUACCAACAGGCAGAUGUGGUAUUAAUGUGCUACUCAGUGGCCAACCACAAUUCCUUUCUGAAUCUGAGGAACAAAUGGAUCGGCGAGAUCCGCAGCCAUUUGCCCCGCAUCCCUGUUUUGGUAGUGGCAACUCAGACUGACCAGCGUGACACAGGGCCCUACCGCUCCUCCUGCAUCAGCCCGAUGGAUGGGAAGCGGCUGGCCCAGGACGUGCGAGCCAAAGGCUACCUGGAGUGCUCUGCCCUCAGCAACCGGGGGGUGCAGCAGGUGUUUGAGUACGCCGUGCGGACCGCCGUCAACCAAGACAAAAAGCAGAACAGGCGGAAGCUCUUCUCCGUUAAUGAAUGCAAGAUCUUCUGAGGACCGUCUGCAGUGGGUUUGCCUGCAUCUGGUGCUUCUGCCUUCGCACACAGAUACUGCAGCAGAGAAAUGGGAGGUGAACCAAAGGAGGUCUUGGGGCAGGACCAGAGUGCAGGUGCCUCUGGUGAGACAGAUGUGCGCCCUAUCUGAUCUGCUCCCCUCCAACAUACAAUGUGGGCACUACCGUGGAAAACGAAAGGUGCGGGUACAUGCCCUUGUUUGCGAGCCUGUGUUUGGACUUCACCAGCCUGGACUGGAGCAGGCCUAGCCUGGAGAUCUGCAGAUAAUAGCUGUGCUGAUUUGUUGUUGUUUCUGUUGAUGUUCCUCAGUUGCUGAUUUGUCUGCAUUUAUUUAAUGACAUACUUCUGCCUGGACCAACCCUCACCUCUUGACAUGUCUGUCCAUGUGGAUUUUUUUUCACCUUAAGAGCUUAGUAUAUAAAAUCUGACCACUGUCAGUCUAUUUAAAAGACUCUUGUAUAUGUUGUUGCAAAAUUCUGAAAGUUUGUAUUUUGGAGGUUCUUCCUUUAGCUAAACACAGAAGCAAAUUGUCCUAUCCAUAUAACGAAUGGCCUGCAGGCAAGCCUAUCACUUCUUAGACCUGCCUGAGUCACUGCAUAACAGUAAUCAAAUCCAGUACAUUCAGCAUAGAACUUCUCAAAGUUUAGUGACAUUUGACAGCUGUCCUGUGGCUUCGUGAGAUUUAUUUUGUUAUCUUAGCCUUCUUCCUCACCAAUGUGGUCAAGGAUGGGAUGCAUUAGGUGAAAACUAAUGUGAUUCUUCCUAGACCUCACCUGAUUUCAAUCCCAGAAAGGCUGGCUUGCAAUCAGGGCUUCUUUAGACAUAUGAUUGGAGUAGCAGAGGAUGAAUCUGUGCUGUCAUCACCUCUGUUGUCCCUUUUGUAAUUCUGAAGGCGAAAGAUUUCAGUCUCCAUGGAUGAAAGGGAUUUCUACAUGAGCACUAAAAUCCUCACAUGUUUUUUAGUACAAUUAUUUUCAAAACAGUGAUUUUAGUGAGUCUAGGUGCUUACUAAAAUUAAAAAAAAAAAGUACAUGGCAAUGUUGAAUGUGAGUAUUUAGAAUGGCUAAAAACCUUUUCUUUAGAGUUUGCAUACCAAGUAUAACUGCCUGGGCUGUAUUGAAAUAAGACUGAAAUGGGCUUUGCACCCUGGUGAGCCUUGGAAGCCUAAGAGUCCAAUCCUGACAUACCUACUCGGGACAAGUUACCUUCCUGCACAGAAAGCCAGGUGAAAGAGGUGGAAACUCUGGGUGUAAGAGAACUCUGCUAGAAGGCAGAAUGGGGUCAACAUUGUGUACAACAGUGUACAUUCCUGGUGUGUUGUGGUGUGCCCCUCCUCCUCCUCCUCAGGUUAUGUGUCUCCUCUGCCCUAUACCGUGUCUCAGGUCUUGCAGAUCUGUCUUAUCCCAAGGUUUCUGCUGCCAGUAGAGGAAAUCCUCUGGGGGGUUUCUUAGUGCAGCAAUAUUUUUUUCUCUCCCUUUCUCUCUCCUUCAUCUAGCUCAGAACCAAACUUUAAGGGGCUUAUACCAUGAUGGCAUGAUGGCACGUAGCACAGUAGGAUAUUUCUCUCUCCACAUGGAUCCCAAGAGGAAAACCUCUGUCUCUUUUGUGUGGUCCCUGACUUGUGUUUCAACAGGAAUGGAUGCUUGUCUGAUUCUAACCAAGGCAAGACUCCAGGAGUUACCCUACUAAGCAGAUAAGCUAAAGCUCAGAUCUUACCUAUCUGUAGUUCGUCACUGAAAAACCUCUUGGGUGCUCUGUUCUACCUUUGAGCUUCCCUGUAAAGAGAAA
This is a messenger RNA of Colius striatus (speckled mousebird), 3017 nucleotides long. It is a transcript of the gene RHOH, whose product is annotated as ras homolog family member H. Gene Ontology annotation, molecular function: GTPase activity; GTP binding. Gene Ontology annotation, biological process: small GTPase-mediated signal transduction. Lineage: Eukaryota; Metazoa; Chordata; Aves; Coliiformes; Coliidae. Bases 634 to 1209 code for a protein of 191 amino acids. The record is from RefSeq and is a predicted model, not a curated record. The transcript has 3 exons.